This is a messenger RNA of Nylanderia fulva, 2343 nucleotides long. RefSeq names its product THO complex 1-like protein Hpr1 (gene Hpr1). The record is from RefSeq and is a predicted model, not a curated record. Gene Ontology annotation, biological process: mRNA export from nucleus; signal transduction. Gene Ontology annotation, molecular function: protein binding. Gene Ontology annotation, cellular component: THO complex part of transcription export complex. NCBI's taxonomy places the organism in Eukaryota, Metazoa, Arthropoda, Insecta, Hymenoptera, Formicidae.
UACGUCAAACUUCCGUAUUCGUCGGAUCUCUUCAGAAGAUCUUGCUUAGUAUAUCUCAGUUUACCUAUCUUUAAUACUAUUUCGUCGAUGCUUUUAUCAUCCUCUUAAUAUAAUUGAAUCUGAUCUCUAAUUCGAGCUCUAAAGAAGCAACAAAUUUUCUGUUUUUAGGACCGGUUCUGAAAACUGUCAAUUGUGUGAUAAUGUAAAAUUGUUUAAACAAUUAGAAGUUAUUUUUAAGAAGACUUUAUGGCAGUGGAAUUAUAGAAAAUGGCAACAUUCGAAGUGUUGAGAAAAGAUUAUAGUGAUUUAUUGCAGCAAUAUUUUACUGCAGACGUCACAUUGUUUCAAAAGAAAUGUAUUGAACGUUGCACAAACGAUGGUGACAGAAAAGCGGCGGUCGAUCAGGCACUUCGUGACACCUUGUUGGUGAUUUUGACAGAAAAUGCAUCCGGCAACGUUCGUCCUUUGGAAUUGUAUAUUACCUUUAGCAUAGAACUAUGCAGGAAAGAUCUAGCGACAGCCAGUAUGCCAGUCAUGUUAUUGGGCGACAUUUUUGAUUCGAUGACUCUGGAUAGAUGUGAACAAUUGUUCACUUUUGUCGAGAACAAUGUUACCAUAUGGAAGGAGGACCUGUUUUUCUCUGCCUGCAAGAACAAUCUGUUAAGAAUGUGCAAUGAUUUGUUGAGGAGAUUGUCACGAUCGCAGCAAACUGUAUUUUGUGGCAGAAUUUUGCUAUUUCUUGCAAAAUUUUUUCCCGUCUCUGAGAGAUCGGGUUUGAAUAUUGUCAGUGAAUUUAAUCUAGAAAAUUAUACAGAAUUUGGUUCUGAAAAAGUGGAAGGGGAUGACCUAGAGCAAAUAACUAAAGAUGAGGAUAAGUCAGAAAAUAAAAUACCGAUUGAUUAUAAUUUGUAUAGAAAAUUUUGGGCUUUGCAAGAUUUCUUCAGGAAUCCAAAUCAGUGUUAUAGUAAAGUAUAUUGGAAAGUUUUUUCAGCUCAUGCAUCUAAUGUGCUAUCAGCAUUUGCAUCUUUUAAAUUGGAGGAGCAGCGUAAUUAUCCUACGACAUGUAUAAAAAUGGAUUCUUCAAUGGAAGGCUCACACAAGGAAACCCACUACUUUGCAAAAUAUUUGACUAAUCAGAAAUUACUAGAAUUGCAGUUGUCUGACUCCAAUUUCAGACGAUACGUGUUGCUGCAAUUUCUCAUUCUUUUCCAGUAUCUGAAUAGCACUGUAAAAUUCAAGUCUGAGAUACAUGAGCUCAAACCAGAUCAGGUAGAAUGGGUGAAGACUACCACAGAACAAGUUUACACUCUAUUGUCCGAAACACCACCCGAUGGACCCACGUUUGCGGAAACCGUGAAAAACAUUUUAAAACGUGAGGAGCAUUGGAACGCAUGGAAAAAUGAUGGUUGUCCGCCUUUCAAGAGACCGGCGUCGGAUAUCAGCGACGAAGAACCACGGAAACCGAAGAGACUGAAACGAAGAAUCGGUGAUGUAAUUAGGGAUGCUCAAGCGAUUGGCAAAUAUCACAUGGGAAAUCCAGAACUUACUAAAUUGUGGAAUCUAUGUCCUAACAAUCUCGAAGCAUGCAAAUCGAAGGAUAGAGAUUUCCUCCCGUCUUUAGAAACAUAUUUUGAAGAUGCCAUAAUGGAAUUGGAUCCUGCUGCAAUGGUUGAUGACAAAUACAAAAAAGUAAAUGAUGGUAAUUUUGGUUGGAGAGCAUUAAGAUUGUUGGCAAGACGAAGCCCGCAUUUCUUUGUUCACGGCAAUUAUCCUAUAAAUAAAUUGCCUGAAUAUCUUGAGACAAUGAUAAAAAAAAUUGCUAAAGAUCGUCCACAAACACAAUCUGACACAAAAUUGGAAACCGAGGAAACUCCGCCAUCGGAAUCUAACGAUCAGGAAUUCAACGAAGAUGUUUUGAAGCAGGAAAGUGAACAAGAUUCUGAAAGCGCCGACAUAAAAGCCAGAAAAUUGAAUAAAGUUACACCAGAAAUGGUAGGCAAAUUAUCGGAGAGCCUGAAAAACGAUUGGAAAAAGUUAGCAACGAAAUUUGGUUAUACUAAUGAUGAGAUUGCUUUUUUCGAAAGCAAAACAACACCAUAUGAACAAUGCAAGACUAUGCUCGAAAUAUGGGCAGAAGAGGAUGAAGAUGCGUCGGUCGAGAAUUUAGCUUAUAUUUUAGAAGGUUUAAAAUAUACCGAAGCUUUAACGGUGCUCAGAUCUUAAAGAUCUCUAUUAAUUUAUUUUACAAUAACAGUACAAUUGUAACAAUCGUAAACAAUUUAUAAUUCAUAAGAAUAAUAUGAUAACUUUUCUAUUUGUAAUAAAAAUUGAUUCGACGUAUUA